UUGACCAAUCACAGGCUGCACUGUAGUAGAAUCCCGCCCACCAUUUAAAAGCCACUUCCCUGGCAGUGUGACGCCAUUCUCUGCUGACUGAAGCAAUGGCAUGGACAGGGCUGCUCACUCUCUUUGCGCUCCCUCUAGUAGCCGUAGGGUUAGACACAUUUGCAUAUUUGGGAGACUCCGUUACAUUGACUGCGAGAGAGGAGUGCGAUAAACUCAUCCUGAUUCAUCGGCUGAAAGAUGACCGAGCGCUGGCUGUGGCAACUUCUGUUGACGAUGUUUGGAUGCCGCAUGAAAGUUAUAGAGACCGGAUUGAACACCGUUCAAAGCUUUCUGUCACGUUAACUCGUGUCAACUACAACGAUAACGGGUUCUAUGAGUUUACCUGCGGCAGCCGCGUUGUUACCACUAUCCAGCUGAAGGUUUUUCUUCCCUUCGGCAUAUCGGCGACAGAAGGAGAACAAGUCAAACUCCCGUGCCAUUCCUAUACUGCAGAUAAACCAGCGAAGCCUAUAAGAUGGGAAAAAAACGGAGAGCUUGUGUUUGAACAGCAACAACCCUCCGGGGAGAUCAGAUAUGGGACAGGAUUUAAGGGAAGAAAUGUAUCUGUAUCACCUGAUUGGUACAGCAAUGGAGAUGUGUCGCUGACUUUCGGUCGAGCUCAGCCGGAGGAUGAGGGUGUGUACGUUUGCUACACGGAUGGACCAGAGAGAACGAGGGGAGAACCUGCUGCUGUGAGGGUGAAGAUCACCACCAAAAGAAACCCGGAUCAGAUCACAUGUGCGCCCCAGAUUGUGCCACCGUCACAGAGCGUCCCACAAGAUAAUUGGGCAAUUUUCGGCAAAAUAGCAGCUGGGGUGUUUGUGAUUGUGGCCCUUAUUCUGUUUAUUCUGCUUGGUCGGUGGUUGAAGUCCCACUGCUCCAGACCUGGACCCGGCGGAGGACGAUAUUCAGAUGUGCCUACGGUGCCUCCUCUUCCUCCUCCUCCUCAAGCCAACGGGUGCUCCCAGUCAAAUAAUGCUCAAGAGUCCAAGGUCUAAAGACAUCAGAGGUUCAAUUAACUUAUUGUAUUUUCCAUUUUUAAGUGUCAUGCCUUAGCUCAAACAAUCAAUCAUCAAUAAUUCCAUGAAAUGACCAGAAAACAUGCUAUAUCAUUAUUGACAUAUGAAAUGAACUUGGGAUAGAAGAUUUUGGCCAUAUCACUCAACCCUAAACACACAGCUACAGGUUCUGGUUUAUUGUGAUGGUUUAGCUACUCCACUUACUUUUUUUUUUAUACCAUACUUCCAAUACUUCUAAUUACUUGUUUCAAAAAGGAGAAACAAAACAACAAUCAAACAGUGGGUGGCCAAAAUGAUCUGCUUCUUUUUUAACAUCUUUAACAAUAACUGUCAGCCAUAAGUCCAAUAUUUUUUAAGUUGAAUUGGUUCAUAAUAAUGUUUAUAUUGUUUUUAAUUUGCCCACUGCAUCUCUAACUGACCACCCUGCAUAGCCACUGUGUUUUCCACAUAUCCUCUCAUAUGUCUGUUCUCCUAAUUUAAAAUAUUUUAUCCUCUGUCUGUACAUUUUCUAUGUAGCUACAAAUGUAUUUUAUUGUGUGAUCUUGUGUUGUAUAAUGACAAUAAAUCUGAACACAGAACCUUACAUUUUGUCUGGUAAUGCAAAAAAGUCUUAGCGUGUAUAUUUAACAUACCAAUGUGUUUAUUCUCGGCUGUUGACA
Molecule: messenger RNA, 1717 nt
Organism: Sander lucioperca (pikeperch)
Lineage: Eukaryota; Metazoa; Chordata; Actinopteri; Perciformes; Percidae
Exons: 2
Coding region: 96-1037 (313 amino acids)
Source: RefSeq, a predicted model, not a curated record